AUGGCAAUCAAACCAACACCAACGAUUCUUGGUUUGAAUCUCCCCUCAGUUAUGUCUACUAAGAAUGAUCAGUUAUGGCCACAAAAGAUUCAGAUGCGAAUACGUUGCUUUCUUGGAGAAGAAGGUGAGAGACAUCAUCAUGGAAUCGCUUUAUAUCGUGAAUCUUUUAUGGGUGGAGGGAGACAAUACGGCGCAUAUGGGGUCCCUACUCUUGAACGUCCCGACAUGUCUCUGAAAAGCCCUUCCAAGAGUACUGAAGAACCUAUUUUGGAUCAUGGUGGCGGCAGUAUGGAUGACUCAGGGGGCAGUGAUGGCGGCGUUAGCGAUGGCAGUGGUGGAGGCGGAGCAGGUGGUGAUGAUGAUAGUUACAGAUUUGACGAUGAGGAGAACAAUGAAGACGAAACCUCUGGAUUAUUUAGAGGUAGGCAUUUGGUUCCUGAGGUGUUUGAUAAAGAGACUCUUAAUGCUAUUUUACAAGAAUGGAUGAAGACUAUGAGAGACUUGCCUAUGGGAUUGCAACAAGCUUGCGAGUUGGGGGCGUUGAGUUCCGCCAAGUUAACUAGAUUUUUCUUCUUCAAUACGCGACCCACCCUCCUUAGGCAUCUCACUCGCCUUCUUCCACCGGACAUGGCCAUGGAUUUCGUUGCUAAGAUUAUGGCUGAUCCAUCAUUGCCAUACAAGCUCUGUCUCGAAGCUGUUUUCUCUCUUGGAUGCUCUAUCUGGCUUGAGGAGAAGGAUUUCAAACGAGAAUGUUGGCCUUUGGUGCUUACCAAUGCAGUCACCAAUGCCACUUGCAAUGCAUUAUUUGUAUGGUCUUUGGCUCCAAAACAUGUCCCUUUUGGGAGUAGACGACGGCAACGAGUAGCGAUCUCUUUCUUUCAUAAGGCGGUUGCUUUCUUUGCUCUUGGAUUCACUGCAAAGGCAUUCACUCAGGUAAUCACCCAUGAGAAUAUUUCAGUUUCUAACAUAAGCAAAGAAGCACUGGCUGUUGGGCUUUCCCUGGGGCUGGUUUCAAACCUUCGUUAUCAUCUCAUAAGUGGAAUCGAUAGAAGGGUGCAACGACACUUUGAUGUUCCAAUGGUUUCAUUGGCUUUUUGCUUAGCACUGAGGUUUGUGAACAUUGCCAUUGGAACUCAUUCCCACAAUUGGGUUAGGCCGUCUGAUCAGGUGGUGCGUAGUCAUCCUCCAGUUCACUCCCUGGUGUCGUCAGUUGAAGAUGGUAGUAGUGUGAACUGGUUUAACUUUAAGAAGGCAAUUUCCACCAUUACCCCAUUUGCCUCUAAGAGAAAACGGGUUCUCGGGAAACAAAAGGUGAGAUCUUUUUGA
Messenger RNA from Humulus lupulus (European hop), 1326 nucleotides. RefSeq lists its product as uncharacterized. The record is from RefSeq and is a predicted model, not a curated record. NCBI's taxonomy places the organism in Eukaryota, Viridiplantae, Streptophyta, Magnoliopsida, Rosales, Cannabaceae. Gene Ontology annotation, cellular component: chloroplast inner membrane. The transcript has a single exon. The coding region runs from base 1 to 1326 and encodes 441 amino acids. Gene Ontology annotation, biological process: plant organ development.